Messenger RNA from Salvia hispanica, 850 nucleotides. RefSeq names its product flavonoid 3',5'-methyltransferase-like. NCBI's taxonomy places the organism in Eukaryota, Viridiplantae, Streptophyta, Magnoliopsida, Lamiales, Lamiaceae. The record is from RefSeq and is a predicted model, not a curated record. Gene Ontology annotation, molecular function: S-adenosylmethionine-dependent methyltransferase activity; O-methyltransferase activity.
ACCCUAAAUAUGAAAGGAGUAAUGAAAGACACUAAGUUCGGCUCCAUUCUCCAGAGCGAGGCCCUCACUCAGUAUAUUCAGAAAACAAGUGCUUAUCCCAGAGAACAUGAACAACUCAAAGAUCUCAGAAAUGCUACCGUCGACAAAUAUAAAUCUCGGAGUCUCAUGAAUGUGCCGGCUGAUGAAGGCCAGUUUAUUUCUAUGCUUCUAAAAAUUAUGAAUGCGAAGACGACUAUUGAACUUGGAGUUUUUACUGGUUACUCACUUCUCGCAACAGCUCUUGCUCUUGAAGACGAUGGCCAGAUAAUCGCGAUCGACCCGGAUAGGGAAGCCUACGAAACUGGAUUGCCGUUUAUUGAAAAGGCAAACAUGACUCACAAAAUUGAGUUCAUCCAGUCUGAUGGUAUGAGUGUCUUGAAGGACCUCCUCUCCAAGGGUUUGGAAGGGACAUUUGAUUUUGCUUUUGUAGAUGCGGACAAACCGAACUACAUCAACUACCACGAGCAAUUAGUGAAGCUGGUUAAGGUGGGAGGAAUUAUAGCCUACGACAACACCCUGUGGUCCGGCAUGGUCGCGGCGGAGGAAGACGAGAUUCCUGUGUACAUGAGGAGCGCGAGAGGGCAUAUCAUGACUCUCAACUCAUUUCUAGCCGUUGAUUCCCGCAUUGAAUUGGCCCACCUUUCAAUCGGAGAUGGCCUCACUCUGUGCAGGCGUCUCACCUCAUCAUUUCCCUAAUUCCCUUCCCUUUUUAAUUAAUAAUUUAAUAAAUCAUGUGUCAUUAUCGUUUCAUUAUGUUGCUUUAUCGGUUGGUUUGGCAUUGAUGAGAACUGAAUUCUGGUUUGAUUUUCCA